Messenger RNA from Penicillium crustosum, 264 nucleotides. RefSeq lists its product as uncharacterized. Gene Ontology annotation, molecular function: zinc ion binding; carbonate dehydratase activity. The coding region runs from base 1 to 264 and encodes 87 amino acids. The transcript has a single exon. NCBI's taxonomy places the organism in Eukaryota, Fungi, Ascomycota, Eurotiomycetes, Eurotiales, Aspergillaceae. The record is from RefSeq and is a predicted model, not a curated record.
AUGGGCAACAAGCAGUUUGGACUUUUGGACACCUGGCUGUUGCCGCUGCGCCAGCUGCACGAGCAUAAUUAUGACUUUUUGAGGCCCAUGUCUACUGAAGAGGCGGCCAUGAAACUGGCUGAACUAAAUGUUCGUGAGGGUCUUAAUGUGGUUAAGCAGAAGGGCGUUGUUCUGAACGCCAUUCAUGAGCGUGAACUCCAGCUCCAUGGUCUGAUCUAUGAUACCAGAUCAGGUAUCCUCAGUGAAUUAGACUUCAGGAACUGA